UGUUGUUAUUGAUUUAUGAAAUUCAAAAAGUUUUUAAAACAUGUCAAUACUAUUUCGCUUUUACUUGGAACUUCAUACAAAGUUUUGCUGGGUGUCCUUUCAAAUUAAUUCAUAAUUACAGCUAAUUAAUCUCGAAACGUGUCAACAAAUUGGCGUCACGCGACUGUGACCAAAACUUUUUAAAGCUGACCUUUAUUAUUCGACUAUUAGCAAUGCUUUUCAACCCACUUUUCUAUCUCAUCAGUAUGACUGGCACCUCUGAGCUAUGUCAGAGCCAUUUGUCUCGCGAUGGAUUUUCUUAAAGCUAUCCCGAUUCAACGAUCCGUUGAUAUUCUUCCGAACCGUAGAUCGGUACGUUGGUUUCCUGCAUUGGAAUCUUCGCACCGGAUCAACCCGAGUCAAACUGCUGGCGAUUGUGGUCACGUUCCUCUAUCUAGUGAUAGCCAUCUUGUCGAUUCCCAUGAUUGAUCCUGGCGCAGUCCCGAUCGACUUCUACUUCGGCAUGUGGUUCCUUUUCGGUGCCGGAGGUUCCUGUUUCACGCAGUGGUUGGUACUGGCCCAGGAACGUCGUAAGCUCCGGAAGGUCGUCAGAUAUCUGACGGAGUUGCAGCGGCGCGACAGCCAUCAUCCGGCUCGAGUGCGCUCCAGACCGUGGAUAUUGGUUUUCGUGGUUCUAUAUUGGGCGCAGAACGUUGGACAGGCGGUGUACUGGGCGUUAACGUUGAAACAUACCAGCCCGAUUCAGCAGGCCACGGAUAUUGCGGUUGUAAAGGUGAUGGCUUCCUGGCUGUAUCCACCGAUCAUUGUGAUGCUGGGACAGAUGAGUGACGUAACGCAGGUCAUGACGUUCAACACGCUGCUGGUGUUUACGGUGGAGUUCGAGAUAAUGGCGAAGGAUUUUCGGCAGGCGAUUGAUUGCUGGGAUGUGAGGGAACUUCGAGAGUGUGUUGGGCGACAUAGAAAGCUGCUGGAAAUGGCGAUGGUUUUUCGGGAUAAGCUGAAGGUUUAUCUGAUGUUGACCUUGGAGAUCUACUUUUUCUUGAUAACGUAUGCUUGCUUUGUCAUGGUUAUCCAACUGACUGGAAACGGUGGUGGGCGGAGUUUUUUCACGAUUCUGACGGGGGUAGUAUCGGUAGUCUGUUUGAUCCUGUUCGGAUGGGUGUGCGAUCGACUGGAGCUUCAGGCAUCCGAUGUCGGGCGUCAGGUGUAUAAUUCGGACUGGACGAGCAAUUUUAUCUACCGGAAUGACAGAGCUCUAGAUUACCGCUUGACGAGGAAGAAUCUGUUGAUUGUGAUGAUGAGAGCACAAAACCGGAUUAGAUUCUCAUGUGGAAGUGUGCUAGACAUGUCCAUGGAGACGAGCUAUCAACUGUUGAAGUUGUGUUAUUCUGCUUUUACGAUACUACUAAGCAUGAUUCAGAAUUGGACGAGUUAAUUUCGAGACUAAGAAAAAU
Messenger RNA from Aedes albopictus (Asian tiger mosquito), 1454 nucleotides. RefSeq lists its product as uncharacterized. Gene Ontology annotation, cellular component: plasma membrane. NCBI's taxonomy places the organism in Eukaryota, Metazoa, Arthropoda, Insecta, Diptera, Culicidae. The transcript has a single exon. Bases 266 to 1435 code for a protein of 389 amino acids. The record is from RefSeq and is a predicted model, not a curated record. Gene Ontology annotation, molecular function: odorant binding; olfactory receptor activity. Gene Ontology annotation, biological process: sensory perception of smell; detection of chemical stimulus involved in sensory perception of smell.